AUGCACAUCAACGACUUGCCUCAGGAGAUUCUGGCCGACAUCCUUCUUCUCGCCACCCAGGCUAACCAGGCCGAAGGCGAACGCUUCACGUACGGACUGUCCCAGGCCCCGCUGCCACUCCAGAAGACUCCUCUGCAGAAGUAUGUCCGUGGACCAGUCACCGCCGAGUCGCUGAGAUGGGACGCCACCAAUGCCAUUCGCCAGGCCUGCUCUCGAUGGCAUGAAUGGGCGCUCUCCUACAACCUCGAGCACGUCUUCAUGCGGCGCUGGCGAGGCUCGGAGCGAUGGGCCAACCUCUCCAACAACCGCCGCAAGAUGAGCUUGUACGAACUCAUCGACCGGCCUUCCGGACAGGCCGUCUAUCGAGACCCCUACGGAUCGCUCAAGGAUACCGAUCGCAUCUUCACAAGACUGCCACAGCUGACCGAGCACGUCCGACGGCUCUGGUUCAACGGCUUCUACGCUGCUGAGACGGACAGACUCAUUCUCUCCAUCGUCUCCGAGUGCCACAAUCUGCAAUUCCUUAGUGUGCCCUGGACUGUUCUACGCCGAAGUACCGCCGAAGACUGGAUCGACUUGCUGAACGUCAAUACUGGCCAUGGAUAUGCACUCCAAUCUCUCGAACUCUUGGCCGUCUGCCUACCCAAAGACCAGGCCGACGCGUUGGAGCAAGACGACACCCCGAAUGCUCUCGCCGAUCCACGAGUCGACUUCGGUGCGCUCCAGCGCUUGAAGAUCUUUGGAAACACCCUGCACAAACCCAUCUGCGACCAAGACCUGCAGCUCAUCGCCAAGACAGCUACGAACCUCGAAGCUCUGGAUUUCAGCAAUCUCAGCACCAUCUCGGUAGCAGGCAUGCUUGCACUCGUCAAAGCCUCUCAUGACACACUGCAAGUUCUCGAGCACUCCCCUCGAUCCGACGACGGCUUCUACCACCCCUACCCAGGCAACCUCCCCUCCAACGAACACAUCUGCGAACUCCUCACCUCUCUCCCCAAGAUGCGAGACCUCAGCAUCAGCAUCCCCUACAUGUGCUCCACCCUGUUCUCCAACCCCGAAGUCCAGUGGGAAGGCGAAUGUCAAGUCCGCGCCACAGACCUCUGCGGCUGCAACGACAACACCCUGCCCGGGACUUCUCGCUCCCACAAACUCCGCCACAUCCUCUCCUCCGCGCGAGAGCUCAUCCAAGCCCGUCAACGCGUCCACCAUCAACUCCGCAUCGAGAUUUUCUUCGCGGGAUGUAUCUUCGAGCCCGAGAAGAAUCUGGUCCAUGGGGAUUUCCUCCUCUCGGAGGUCCGCAGUGCCGGCUUAUGGCCCGGGAAUUCGGCACAGUUGAGUACCAAGGGACCGUACGGAACGACGGGGGUCUAUGGCAAGGAAGACGACUUCAACAAUUGGGAUGCGGUCUGGGAGGGGGAAUAUCUGCAUGCGGUGGAGAGGGGAUGGGUGGUCUUAUGA
Molecule: messenger RNA, 1458 nt
Organism: Lecanosticta acicola
Lineage: Eukaryota; Fungi; Ascomycota; Dothideomycetes; Mycosphaerellales; Mycosphaerellaceae
Source: the annotation of a GenBank genome assembly